Messenger RNA from Anopheles moucheti, 4701 nucleotides. It is a transcript of the gene Ork1, whose product is annotated as open rectifier potassium channel protein 1. The record is from RefSeq and is a predicted model, not a curated record. Gene Ontology annotation, biological process: stabilization of membrane potential; potassium ion transmembrane transport. Gene Ontology annotation, cellular component: membrane. Gene Ontology annotation, molecular function: potassium ion leak channel activity. The coding region runs from base 1745 to 4351 and encodes 868 amino acids. Lineage: Eukaryota; Metazoa; Arthropoda; Insecta; Diptera; Culicidae. The transcript is spliced from 8 exons.
ACCCAUCACCCUGGUCGAUAGCGGGUUCUGCUGACAAUCCGAUUCACUUGUUCGCUGCUGUCGCGAACGCGUUCCUUCGCACACGCACACUUGUCGAAUUGUUCGCGCGGUCUGCUCAUUGCUUUUCGCGCGUCGAAGUCUCGCCGCGCUCGACCGCACACUCAUUGACGAUUUCGACCGGCGAUCGUUCAGCUCGAACUGUGAUCGGAUUCCGUGUUACAGUCGCUGUCCAUCAGUCGGUACCGGGCGCACGGUACGUUGCCGAGUCCGCAUUUUACGCUCCCGUAACGCGUACCGUGGCCGAGCCUUUGCCCGUGCAGUUUGUUUGCCGUGAACUAUUAUUAAUGCAAUAGUGGACAAUCUCUCCCAGGCGGCGAACAUGUAAAGGGCAGCCAGGGCCUGUAACGUGUGGUACACGUGGAAGAUGUACUAUGGCACAGUUUGAAAAUUUGAUCAACUCCGUCCCUGUACCGUGUUACGUGCGCUUACUGUUGUUGCUGCUGUUGCGGUUGGAUCUGCCGGAAAGGGCAGGCAGGCCCAUUUGUGAAUGACAGCAAUUUCCGCCCCCAAAAAAAAAGCAAAGCAAAAAAUUAAGAAACUCGUCCAUGAGCUGCGAUCUUUAAUCGAUUAGUGGUUCAAUUGUUUGUGUAAGGUGUAUGGUCCGGUGCAAAAUUUCUCAGCCACUACCUAAUCUGCCCCCCCAAUCGGAUUGGGCCGACCGAUAGCUUCGCUGGAAGCAACGCGCGAUCGUCAAUCAAACACGCACCGAAUUCAUAAAUUUUUGCAAAGUGAUAAUUGAUCGUACAAAAAAAAAAGUUAUCAUCUGCUGUAAGCUUCGAAGCAUUAAGGUAAAGUGAGUGUGUAGGAGUGUGUGUGUGUGUGCAAAGGAGAAGUGCAAGGAGAAGGCGGUUCCUUCGGUCAACUAUCUGAUCGUGCAGGGGCGUACGCGUGCAAUCAGGCAUAGAUCAGGCUUGGGCUUGGGUAGAAAAGAUUACUGUAUGCACCACGCUGGUGCACAACCGAUGCGUACCUGUUUUACACCGGAAUGUCCGAGUGAGUAUUGCGUUCGCGUUGUGACCGUACGAAACACCCGCAACGUGCCCGCGAUCCCGAUCCCGCAAGUGGAGGAUGUGUGUGGCGUACGUAGGAAUCGGAGAUAAACGGGGUAGAUCUCAGUGAAUCUCGCUGCUGGCGGUAAGGUGAGAAGUUUUUGCCCAGCUUUGCGCCGCCACGGCCGGUAGUGACUGAAACGAGCGAAUCGGAAAGAAAACCAGUACGCGAAUGUGAAUGAAUGCCGCGCGGGCAGGAAGAUGGAAUUCUAGUCCCGAGUGGAGGUUGAUCCCGCACGGUGGACCUCCGCAAAGUUCAUUCCAUCGUCGGUGCAGGUGGAGUGAUGUGGUAGUGGCUUAUGCUGUCGUAUUGGAUCCAACACGCCGGUGCCAAAGUUUCGCUGCGUAAGGUGAGAGUGUUUUUCACGACUGCCGGUGAAGGAUGUUGUGAUAGGUGAGGUGGGUGCGAUGCACAAACAAGUGUAAAGUGUCAUUUAAACAAUUUGGCUGCAAGUAAUAUAACGCGCGUGAAGCGAAACUCCUUUUGCAGUCCGCAAUCUUAACUGAUCGUAGUGCGUAGUUGCGUAAGUGUAGCACCCGAUUCGACCCGAAAGGUGGAUAAGUGCAGUGUAGUGUUGCAACUCGCUGAUCUAAUCGCAGUUUCGGGGGUAAGGUAGACGCACCAAUGUACAGCCAUGACGCCCAAAGAGUGGUUCGCUUUGCUCCUGUUUUAUGCCGCGUACCUGUUCAUGGGCGCCAGCGUGUUCUAUCAUGUCGAAAACGACCUGGAGACGGAGCGCCGGGCUGAAGAGCUAGCAGAACGAAUCGAAAUUAAUGAAAUGCUCGUAAAAUAUCUGUCACCGGAAGAUGUGUUGUUGCAACGGAAGCUGAUUGGACGUUUGGAUGGGUACUGUGGAAGCAAGGUGACAAAUUACACCGAAGACGAGUACGAGCCACCUUACGUUUGGGAUUUUUAUCAUUCGUUCUACUUUGCCUUCAUUAUCUGUUCAACUGUCGGCUAUGGAAACAUCUCGCCGCACAACACGUUCGGAAGAAUAUUUUUAAUCUUUUACGCACUCAUCGGUCUGCCGGUCAACGGUUUCUUUUUCGCGUACGUUGGCGAGUUCUGGGCACGUGGAUUUGUCCGGCUGUACCGACGCUACAAGGCGUAUAAAUUAUCUGCCAACGCACGGUACGCACCGCGUAGGAUCAGCCUUAUUGGGCAGAUUGUGCUGUACCUCGUACCCGGCGUGAUCGUGUUCAUCUUCGCACCGGCGUGCGUUUUUACCUACUUCGAGAAGUGGCCGUACGACGUGUCGGUGUACUACGCGUUCGUUACGCUGACGACGAUCGGAUUUGGUGACUACGCGGCAUCGUUCCAAUCGUCACAGGAGCACGAGUUCGGGUCGCUGUUCACCGUCUACAAGAUAUUCAUCAUAUUUUGGUUCUUCGCCGGAAUCGGUUACAUUUUUAUGAUUUUGGGGUUUAUUGCCAAAGGUAUAUCGCACAAGAAGAUUCAAAACCUGGAAAAGCUGGUCGCUUCCAACCUGAAGGAAACGCAGCAUCGCGUGUGGAACGGAGUUACCAAAGACAUUAGUUACCUGCGCAAGAUUCUGAACGAGGUGUACAUGCUCAAGUUUAAGCCCGUGUAUGAGGAACCUUCGGACCGGUGGUUGAGUCUCUCGAAAAGCAGAUCGAGCUCCUGUCCCGAGCUGUCGAUGUAUCGUACGACAGAGUGUCCCAUCACUCGACGCAAGCGCGCCAACUCGGAAAGUGUUCUGGUGCUGUCGGAACCGAGAUCCCUCGAUGGUGGUUCGCUGGUGCGUCGCCUCUCCGAUACCGAUCUGAAUCGUAUCAAUCGCGAGAAAACGUUCGGUGUGCAGGCGCUCGUACAGCCGGCCGAACUGCUUGCCCGCGUUGUGACGGCACUGGGCAACAUCACGGCCAAUCCGGACGAUAAUCAAAGCUUCCUCGAGCGAGCAUCACUAAAUGCGGGUGUGAACUGCUUUUCCGACUCACAAAUUCUAGCGAGCGAACGAACCUGGUCCGGCUGGUCGAUGAGUGGAUCGGACAAGAGCGCCUACUUGACGGCACCCCCGAUGCGGCCUCGAGCCGCCUCCGAUAUUGGGCUGCCACCACACGCUACAUCGCAGGAUGCAAACGAGUGGACUUGGAGCGGUGGUGACAACACGCAGAUACAGCAGAUAUUGCAGAUCCGGCAGAAGGUGAAGCAGAAAGAUAACCUUCUACGGGCGGCUUUAUCUAACAACGCAACGUUUGACUCUAGCCUAACGAUCAACGUUCCUCCAACCGGUCCGGAGGUUAAAGCUUCCGCCGUAAACCGUGGUAUGCUGCAGCGGCUAAAUCCAUUCCGCAAGCGUUCCAAGACACCCGCUCCGGACCUGGAAGCGGGUCCCCCGCUCGACUCUUACCUAUCGGCCACCAGCAAGGGUCGCAGUUCGAUGUUUAAUCUGCCCACCUCAUCCUACCUGAUGGCGACGUCGCGAGGACGGGGUUCGAUUCUGUCGAUGCCGCCGCAGGAUGAGCAUCUGCUCGAAACGACUACCAUAGGCGAUCUGUUGCGUGCGCUGGAGCGGAUGCACACGGACACAGUAACGGCCGGGGAUUCGCUUGGUCGAAACAGCAAUAUGCCCUCGACGGGUGUGGGGCAGAGCAAUUUACCGUCGCUGUUAACACUGUUCACACCACCGAUGGAGGUUGGGUCGCGGCGUGGAUCUAUGAAACCAGCACUGGCACGCACGGGAAGUGCCGAUUCGGCACCGAUCAAUCGACGACCAUCGUUCCGUCCAACAAAUCCACCGUCCUACUCAGCGACGGUGUCCGGAUCGCCCGGUGGAGGCGGUAGUCCGACGCUCAGUGUUAUCAGCCCAUCACCGAAGCCCAUCCGGCGGCGGUUUAGCGUGCGUCCGUCGAAUCUCGCCUAUCCACCGGGUCACUGUCCACGGCCGCUCAUGGGUACAGCCGAACAGCUGGGUGCAUCGCACAUUAGCUCGUCGUCCCAAUCGUUGCACAAUCUGCCCACGACGACAUUGCAGCGAAGGCUCUCAGCUCGACCGAGCCCGCUAGCUACGAAUCAAUCCUCCCACCUGACCGUACCGACGGCAGUGCCAGGUGCCGGCGGUAUGGGUGCUGCCGGGAACAGUCCAGGACAGUUCCGGUGGAGACCGAACCUGAUGCGAUCAGAUUCGGAUCAAUCGGCAGCACCGGCCGGGCUACCAGUAGCGAACAGUGCACGCAAUCGUCACAGUAGUUUAUCGAAUCUGUUCGAUCAGAAGCGUUAGCGAGGAGGCAGAAGUGAUGUAUUGAACAAAAAAUGAAGGGAAAUCAACCAGGAUGAAUUAGCAUCAACAACAGCGUGAACGCCACCAUGGAAUGUAUCAGUAUUGUUCCGUUGUCCUGCGGACAACGGCUAGAAAUAUGAAGCUAUUUAUGAAAAAAACAUUCGAUGCCAUUCAAACCAGUCAUUAUGCGUUUGUUAGUUUGUAGAUACGAUGUAACACACCAGUGGUUCAUGAACGGCUCUGGACCAGUGGAGGCGAAUGUGAUUCUGUCACGGACACAGUGAUAGUUUACAACAGAAAAAGGGGCAGCAAAUAGCGGAAUAAAUACAAUCGUACGGCAAACAAUAAAA